Molecule: messenger RNA, 1974 nt
Organism: Zasmidium cellare ATCC 36951
Lineage: Eukaryota; Fungi; Ascomycota; Dothideomycetes; Mycosphaerellales; Mycosphaerellaceae
Exons: 2
Coding region: 1-1974 (657 amino acids)
Biological process (GO): positive regulation of transcription by RNA polymerase II; DNA-templated transcription
Molecular function (GO): DNA binding; zinc ion binding; DNA-binding transcription factor activity
Source: RefSeq, a predicted model, not a curated record
AUGGAAGCCUUGCUCGGUGUUGUCCUGGAACAAGUCGAAGGCAGUGAGGAUGUUUUGAUCCAAAUGCUGGAGGAACGCUUCCACGAAGGUUUAGAGGGUUCUUCAUGGGCAGUCCAUCUCGUGGAAGAUCUGGCGGAGUCAUGGAGGCAAAGCCAGCUGGGAAAGGAAAUGGAACGUCUCAUUCCGAGGACCGGUGAUGGCGAAACGGAGGCGGAGGUCGAGAGGGAGCAAGAGCUUUACAAGUCGAACCUGCGACAGACGACAAGAUACCGCAUCCUACCAGCACAACUAGGAGAGACAGUCAACAGUCCCGCCCGAGGCGUUACAUCUCAGAAGCCUAUUCGGCCAAUGAAUGCCUUCAAGGCUCUUGAAACUGAGGGACCACACUCUCCUUAUCAUGAGCUAACAACGCUUCCCGACCACAGCGUUGCCUUGAUCGAGUCCUACUUCAUCGUUGUCCACAGUUGGUUCCCUAUCGUCGAGCGCCAUCAUGUCUACCGAACGUACUAUCAGUACGCGAAAGGGCAAGAGGUCCCUAGUCAAGGCUGCUUCAGCUGCCUGCUGGCAAUACUAGCUGCCGCUGAAGUACGGCGAGCUUUUCAAGCUGCGUCAGAAGAUAGCGACUCGGUAAGGACGGCUCUUGAGUUGCUUCAUACAGCCCUGGAGUCCAUACCCAACCAGUACCAAGCCGUGGAACUCGGCCAUGUGCAAGCGUUACUCAUAUUGUCACUGGCAUACGUGGACAUGGGACGCCCCGAAGAAGCAUGGGUGAUUGUGGGCAGAGCUGCUCAGGCGCUGCAGCUCGCCGGAGAGAGAUUGCAGAAGGACAAAGACAAGUUCACGCACGUCUUCCGCGGUUACCAAAUGCUCGAUUGCAUUCUUGCGACCAAGCUACGCUUGAUGCCGUACCUGUGGCAUGGACCGCUGUCGAAUAUGGGCAAGGUGGAGGAGGAUGGCAUGGAAGAGUGGGCUUCUGUUGAUGGGAUCUUCUACUGCCGCACGAAACAUCCAGGCCCAAUGUUGGCGCUCAGCACAUUCAACCAGCUUGGCGAUGCCGCACAUGAGCUCGCAGAGGUCUUCGCUACAGACCAAUCGCCAGGUGAUCGCUCCGACGGAAAGGUCGUCGACUCCAAUGGCCCCGCCGAUACUGGAUCCAGGCGUCGACAGCAUAACGGUAGUUUCGAUGUUUUGACUCCACAACGACUGACACUUUAUCUGCUCCGCCUUACGAAAGAUUUGGUCAGAAGCCGGCAAGAUGAUGACCAAAAGGUCUCUGCAUCGAGAAUCCGCGAGCUUUCUCAAACAUAUACGACGAACAUUGACAUGUACCAGCCGCAUGCGAUUCCAGCAUUGAUUCAGGUACUUUGGACGAUCAUCAUUGAUCAUGCAGAGAGAUUUCAGGCAACGGAACGUACAUCAGCAUUGCAAGGCAUACGGACAGCGCUGUUGGCAACACCAGGGUCUCCCAUACUGUCCAUGGCCAAGCAGAAGCUCUCGCACGCACUCUCGAAUCGACAGAGAACUGCAGUAGAGCCUUCAAUGAUACCUCUUACGCCUAUGACGAGCAAAAACUCCCAAGCAGAUAUUGUGCCUCGCCCAGUGGUAGAUCUUAUGCUCACAAAGCGAAUGCCCGCUGUCGCCGGACUGGGGAUUCAGGAUGUCGACUUCAGUCUAAUGCCAGAGCUCGAGGAUGAAUCUGGAGUUCCCGACCAAACACUAGAUCAGAUCAUGGCGCAACUUCAAGGUACCACCGUUGUACCGACUGCCAGUGCGCCGAUCAGCCCUGAAAUGGGCUCGAAUCUGGGAGCUAGCAGCCUCAAUAGCAACAGCCAAGCUCAAGCUGAGGGCUACACCGACCCUUUCUCAUGGGACAACGAAUGCGAGAAUAGUCUUCAGAACUUGGGGUUUCCUAUCCUUGAUGACCGUGGCACAACCAUACACCCCCUGCUGAACCUGCCCGCUUUGCCACGGUGA